Solanum verrucosum is the source of this 533-nucleotide messenger RNA. RefSeq names its product EG45-like domain containing protein. Lineage: Eukaryota; Viridiplantae; Streptophyta; Magnoliopsida; Solanales; Solanaceae. The transcript has 4 exons. The record is from RefSeq and is a predicted model, not a curated record. The coding region runs from base 36 to 455 and encodes 139 amino acids.
UCUAAACUGAUUGCUUCUAAGCUUCUUUUUUGGGGAUGUCAAAGGCUUCACCAAUUUGGCUGCCUAUAUUCUUCUUAUUUGCUCAACUAUUUCAUGCAUCACAAGCUGAUCUUGGAACUGCCAGCCAGUAUAAGCCACCAUAUACACCGACGGAGUGUUUUGGGAAUGAUCCAACACAAUUCCCAUCAAGCAACUUCUUUGCAGCAGCAGGGGAAGGAAUAUGGGACAAUGGAGCAGCAUGUGGAAGACAAUAUUUGAUCAGUUGUAUUAAUUCAGUGUUGCCUAAAGCAUGUAAAGCUGGAGAAACAAUUCAGAUAAAGAUAGUUGAUAGGGCAAAAACAUCACAAUCAAGGCCAACUAAAGAAGGAACCACCAUGGUUCUUUCUAAUGCUGCUUUAGCUGCCAUUGCUCUUCCAAAUACACCUUCUCUCAAUAUUGAUUUCAGACAGGUGUAGAAAUAUUGGUACAGGACGUGGGAGUCACAUUCUAUAUAUUCUAGAAAAUCUGACUAAUUAUAUCUAUAAUGUUCUAGA